Molecule: messenger RNA, 6772 nt
Organism: Gryllus bimaculatus (two-spotted cricket)
Lineage: Eukaryota; Metazoa; Arthropoda; Insecta; Orthoptera; Gryllidae
Source: the annotation of a GenBank genome assembly
GUCAUAGUAAGCUGGGAGCAAGGCAUGUGGUUGUAGUCACCGGCUGUUAUUAGCAAUUUUGUAGUUUUGCAUGUGUAUUUCCUCUUCGCAGAUUAGCUGCAUUUUAUGGCCGAAUUUGUGUGGGGCUCUGCAACUUCAUGAUGCGUUUAGUCUAAUUACAAUUGCAUUGAGUUCCGAAAAAUCUAACGAAAAUGAAAUUGUAAAUCUGGUACUACAAAUCUGUGCCCAAUGAUCCUUGCGAAAAAGUAAUAUUUCAAAAGACAUAUUUUAUAGUGUAGUUCCCUGAUCCUUCUUGAACCUGAAUUUCAUGUGCCAGUGGUGGUGUUAUGGCGAUAAAUUGAGUGUUAUAAUACAGUAGUUUUACAUAUGUACUAACGCGGUUUUAUGCGAAGUAAACCAUCAGUUUGUGAAAUACUGGAAAAAUUAAUUGGCGGUACAGCAAUGUCUCUUGAUUCCUCAAAUGAGCUAGAACUCCCAGCUAUAUUUACUAUGAACUUAGAAAAUCACGAUUGGAACAAUGUCACAUUAAAUGUAAAAGAAGCAAUGAAGAAACUGAGACCUAAUAAUGGGAAUGUGUCAAAUAAAAUACUAAAACAAGUGGCACAUGCAUUGGAUAUUCAAUUAUCUGUUUUGCAAGACGAGCAGUCAGCAGAAGUUAUUGGUGCAAUUACUGAAUGCUUCAGAUUUUUGAGAAAUGCUUGUGCCGUUGACCGUCAUUUGCAGAAGUGUCUUGUCAAUUCAACAAUAUUUACAAGCACUUCAGAUAUCUUAGGAAUUUUGUGUAGUGACACUACCCUUGAAAAUAAUCUGUCAUGUGUGAAGAUUAUUGUUCAAUUUAUUGGUAAUGCAAUUGUUGGUAAUCAGAAGAAUCAAAUUAUAGCUUGGGAGAUUUUCCACCCCCAUGUGAAAAAAUUACUUGUGAGUGUAGAUGACUCCCUUGUAAAUUUUUCCUGUAUGGUAUUGUAUAAUAUUUUAAUUGGUGAAUUAGAUGCUACUCUACAAUACAUUACUACUAAUAUGCCUUUGUUGUUAAAUUGUUACUCAAACGGUAGUGAGUUUGCGAUGUUCAUAGUUGAGUAUGUAUUAGGCAUAGAUAAACUACUCGAAGAAAUAUAUCCACAACUGAAUUCUGAAUAUCGCUUAGAACUUUUAGAUGCAAUAUGGUCCCUGUUAGUUGAAAGAGAAAAAGAAACUGAAGAAAAUGUAAAGUUUCCUGUAUCAAAUGUGUUGUUUUUGGUGAAACAACUAAAGCAGCAAAUUGACAGUGUGUUAACCAUUGUAGAAGAAGGAAUGACUGCGGAGCCAAGAGAAACGUUGCGUCUGUUGGAUGUUGUAGCAUGUGCCUCAUCUCGAACCCAGUAUCUUCCUUCCUUGCAGGCUGAUCGUUCUCUUCUUAUAAGUAUUGCAUGUCUCCUAAAGAACGUUACAGAAAUUGGGAAAAGUGAUGGAGGCAAUAUUUUCAGUAGUGUACAACGGCUUUCUGAGGUGAAUUUGAGUAAUGAAUCUGUUCAGAGUCAUCCAGUUUUUGGUUUCAAGGUAUCUCUGGUGCGUCUUGUUGGAAACCUGUGCCAUCAGCAAGCUGAAAAUCAGAACCAGGUUCGAGAACUUGGUUGUUUGCCUGCCGUUUUAGAUGCUUGUAAUAUUGAUGUGUACAAUCCAUUACUGCUGCAGUGGGGUGUGUUUGCAGUGCGUAAUCUGCUAGAAAAUAAUCUUGCCAAUCAAGGGAUAGUGGCAGAGUUGGUGGCAAAAGGUCCUGCUUCUAGUGCUGUGUUACAUGAAUUAGGAAUGGAACUACAUCAAGAUGAAGGGGGUAGUAUUCGCAUUGCCCCAUUGAAAAGAUCAUGAAAUCUUCCCAUUACGUAGGACUAUUCCAGAAAUUAUUGUGAAAUCUGGAAUAAAAUAAAACUCUCAUGUUUCAACAGUAAGUUCUUGAGGGAUACUAAUGUUGACCUGUGAUAUUAUAAUGAUCGAUAAACAUACUCCAUUGUAAUAAGGUAGUAUAUUUCUGUGGUAUUAAUUGUGUUGUGAAGAUAAUGGAAAUUCCAUUUAUUAUUAUUUUUUUUUUUUCAAAUAAAUUCAGCAAAGUUAAUUUUGAAGAAAUGGAAAAUGUCAUUACUUUGAAAUAUAUUGUUAUUGAACUGAAUAAAUGUUUUCGUUCUAAUGGAAUGGUAUUUUACUUACUAUUUUGUUAUUCCUUUUUUUCUGUAUAUAAUGGAAUACAUCAUUAAAUUAAGUUAGAUGCCUGUAAUUAUUUUUUUCUAAACUUCGACCAUUGUAAAUUUUAUACUACAAUUAUCUAAUACAAUUCGCUGCUGAAUUAACAUAUCAAAAUUCCCACAAACGGCAAUGACAAAUCAGGUGCGCUUAGAAGUUCACGUGUCUGAACUGUCCGGUUCAGCUUCGGAUUUUCCCCGAAGUCCCAUCACUUGCGUCAUUUGUGUACUUUACGAUGACAUUUUAUAUAACCACAAUUUCGAUAGAUGUAGGAAUAUGACUCAAGUUCUGUAGAAUCGCAGCUUCUUGAAAGGGCCGGAUACUAGCUAGGUUUCAUACCCGCUAUUUUUUCGCAUGAAUCAUGCGUGCUCGUGCAGUGCACUGUGCAUCAACGUAAAUUGACGGUCAAGAGCAGAGUGCAUAACGGGCGUUGUCCCGAUCUGUCGGAUUUUACUUUUAUUAUAUAAAUCACGUGUGAAAGUCACGUUAUAGGUGUUGUCGUAUGCCUGAGAAAACUAUAGAUGAUCUUCCCUAUGAAAUUCUUCUUAAAGUGUGCUCUUACCUCUCUCUUGAAGAUAUUAUUCUUGGUGUAAGACAUGUGAAUGAUGAAUGGAAUGAAGUAGCUCAAGAUUCUAGACUUUGGAGACAUUUGCCAUACUGCCCAUCACAUCAUACCUCUUCAAGUGACAUUAUAAAUAUUUUAAAGCAGGCACCUAAAUUACAGGUUUUUAAGCCUGAAGGAUACACCAGGAAGAAGAUCUUAGAAGUAAUAAUUGCAUACUGUAAGGACAUCAGAGAGCUAGAUGUUUACAUCGAUGAAGUAGGUGAUACUUUGGUUUCAAAACUUGUUAAAGAAUGCCGAAAUAUUGAAAGUCUAUCAGUGAUUGCCAUUGAUUUUGAGGGAACAAAAUGUUUGAAGUUGAUAAGUAAGUGUACAAAACUGAAAACUUUGAGACUUGGUGGAAAUGCAUCAAAAAGUAAAAAGAAUUUUUUUGCUGAUUUAGCUGAUGGCUGUCCGUCUCUUCAAGUGUUAGAUCUCAAGAAUUUUUAUGAUUAUUCCAAUGAUGAUUUGCAGCGUUUAUUGCAGAAAAAAGGACGUAAUAUUGUUUCUCUGGAAUUGCGUUGGUCCAGUGAAAGAGGAAGGUGCACUCUACCAGUUGUUUCAUAUUGCACUAAUCUAGAAUCUCUACAUGUCGAAGAAUAUGUAGAUGUACAGACAGUCGAAGGUUUUGCUGCUCUGAAAAAGAUUCAGAGUUUGAAAAGAUUAUCUCUUCCGUAUUUUAGACAUUGCAACGUGAAUUAUUUGUUAGAUUUUUUUAAGAAUGGUGCUCUUCAAUCUUUGGUGAAACUUGAUUUAACAGUCUUUGAGAAUUUUGAGAAUAGUUUAGCAUGGCUAAUAUUUCAAAAAUGUACCUUACUUAAGUUCUUAAAACUUGUGUACUGUCCCAAAAUGACAGAUGAGGGUUUGGAACUUAUAUAUCAGUUAAAACAUUUGGAGUAUCUGAGUAUUGCUGGAUGUGAUCAAAUUACUGAUAAAGGUGUGGAACACAUAUCAAAGUGUGUAAAGCUCAAGUAUUUGAAUCUUAAUUCUUGUUACAAAGUUACAAGUGAGAGUUUAGUAAUAUGUUGUCAGCAUUUAAAAUUGUUGCAAGAGCUGCACAUCAAUGGUUGCAAUGUUCGAACUGAAGCAGUAUUAGAUGUUCCAAAUCAGUUAAAGUAUUUGACAUUACUUGAUGUUUGCGAGAAACAGAUUAACAAAGAAACUAUUAUGUCCAUAACCAAGGACAUAGGUUGUUUGCGUGUUAUAUAUCCUGACCGUUAUGAUUGAUUACGAUUAUCUCUCAGAUAAAAGUAUUAAAAUAAAUUAGAAUUUUGACCACUACACUUACCUCUUCUUUUUUCUUUUGACAUAUCUUUCUCUUUGUACAGAUAUAAUACCAGGUAUAGAAUUUAUUUUGUCUUGGACUCGAGAACUGAGGCUAUCUAUGUUAUUAUUACGUACUAAGGAACGAAACUGCAUUGUCAAUUGAUGUAGGCCAUCAUGGAAUCAGAUUGCACUUUGUGUCUGUGUUGAAGUGAAAUUUCAUAGCCGUAUCUGUUUUCUUUGCUCUGUAUUGUGAUUGCAAAUUUAUAUUUGGGUUUUAUGAGUCUUGAGAAACUGAUUGACAAACAAACAUUUUAUCAUUUAAACGUGGUUUUAAUCUGUAAUAUAUUGCCCAUUUUAUGAUGUUAAUCCUCACAAUAAAGGAGUUAAUAUCAUGAGAGGUGCUUAUUGUAAGUUGAUUCGAAAAUGAAAUGAUCGUCUGUUAUUCUGUUGUAAUGAUCAAGUCUCUAACCUAAGAUUUUUGCUUUUUAGACAUUUAGUUUUCAUUUUACAAAAUUUAUUAACAAGUACAUUUCAGUUCUAUUGUUGAAGAUGUGAAUUUAAAUACCUGUUAAAUUUAUAAUUUUAGCAUGGCUUUCGAGUAACACUAAGGUUUUACUGAAUCAUUUGCUGUUGUAGCUGAGUUUAUAUUCUGAGACUGAACAGGUUUCAAAUUAUUUUUAUGAAAUAUCUUGUAUAUAAAAGAAAAUCUUCGAUUUUUAUUUUGGAAUGAAGCUCCACGUUGAUAGUUUGCAUGAAUAUAAUUGUUUGUUUGUUUAAGUUUUUCAGUGAUUCUUUUAGUUUUUUGGAUGUUCAGUUAAUGGAGAAAUGUGUCACUAGUUUAAUUAUUUUAUAUAAGGGAGAGAAAAAAUGUGUUUGCAUUGUUUCCUUGCACUGAGUAGAGACAUCUAAGAUUUAUCUUCUUUCUUUUUGCUAACUAUGAAAGGAGUCCUACCUUAAUGGUGGCUCUAGAGUUAAAAUUUUAUGACAUCUGUCAAAACUGAAAUUAUGAUUGUGGUGAAAUGGCUAAAUGUUACAGUUCUUCCACUUUGUACGAUUUGUUUGGUUAGAAAGAUUCUGGAUGGUUGCUUAUUAUUUAGAGACUUGUCAGAAUUAUAGAUCUUGCAACUUUUAUAUGUACUGUACAUGUGAAUUAAGUUUUGGACUUAACUUUUCCUAAAACUUGAGUAGGGAGGUGCCAAUAAAUAAUCAUCUGUGAUUCUUUUGUUAAAGCUGUCUAACAAACUUAUUUCUAGAACUUAAAAUUUAAUAUCUACAGUGUAACUAAUAAACUAAAAGAAUUGGUAAGUAGUCUGAUUAUUUUUAAUUUUAAAAAUAACUUUAUAAUGGAUUUUUUGUAAUUUUUAAUUUCAUAUAUCGAAUCUCGAAAUCUUUCAAAUGUUGCUAUUGAUUUGUGUGAUAUACACAACAUUUGAAAUUUGCUGAGGGAAAGUAAGGUCCCUUCCUUUAGUGGUGUGUAAUAUUGAAAGCAGUUGCUCAAAUGUGUAUUUUUAAUUUUAUAUUGUUUUUAUUAUUAAUUACAUUUUCAUGUUACAUUCUUACAGACUUAAUCUCUUAAGAUCAGCCAGUGAAGCUGAGCCAGUGACUUUGUGACAUUUUUUGUUGUUUUGGGUUGAUUUUCUUAUCCAGACCAAAUGGAUUGAAUGUAAAUAACAAGUUUAAUCAUGACAAAAUAUCUGAAAACAUUUUUCAUAAAUGUUCUGGCUUUCUUGUUGACAAUUUAUUGUGUGACUUGGGAUUGAAGUGAACGUAUGAAGAUAUUUUAAAAAAUUAUCAGUUUUAAGCCUGUGGUUAUUCAUUGAGCUUGUAAUGUGUGCUUAUUUUGCACUGAGACCAAAUAAUUUAAUACAACUCAGUAUUGUUGGUGCUGUUAUAUCAUUACAGUUUGUAAGAUAUGAUACUUGAAGAGACCAAUAUGUAAUACUUGUAAUGUAAAUGUGCCAAACGUGAAUAUGAUUAACAUUGAAAAAUGGGAAAGAUAUAGCAUACAUUUUUCAUUUUAAUGCAACUUUCUCUGUAAGAAAAUAUGAAGUAUAGAGAACUGAGAAAGAUAUAGUGUACAUUUUCCAUUUUUAUGCAUCUCAAUUUCCUCUGUAACAAAACAUGUAGUGAUUGUAUUCGUUUAAAUAUAUUUUUCAAUUCAAUGUCUACAAAAUUGAUUUUACACCAUAAGACUUUGCAUUGUUCGUUUCAAUAGAUUAUUUACAUUGACGGGAUCUCUGCAAUUUGAACAAACAGUAUGCUUCUUGAUAAAUGUGUUUUGAUUUCUAAACAGACACUACAAAGAUUGAAGAAGUUUAAUUUUCUAUUCUUUCUAUGGGAAAAACAAAUUUAAUCCAAAGUGAAAAUGAAUACUAAAAAAGUUAGUUGUGAGUCAAAGAUCAUUUCCAUCUGGGAAAGGUUAACUGAACAUUGUAGCAUGAAUCCAUUUUGAAUUGUAGAAUGUUUAUUUCUUACUUUUACUUGUAACAUUAUUGUUACUAUUGAAAUGUAUGGCAACAUGUAUUUGUUCCUUUAAUAGAACCUAGUAUUAGUGUACAGUGUUGAAAAUCAAUAUUUGUUCAAUAGUGUGAUCCUUUUGAUAUUGCUCUCUCCAAAAAGACAAUAAGUGUAUAUUUUUGUACAUAUUUAUAGAAUAUUUCAAAAGUUCCUUAAAUAAAUUCUUUUGAUGCA